AUGAAAUCGGGGAAAUCCCCGUCGGAAUGGGCUCAAACCCUGAAAGGAUCGUUUGAGAAAGGACAAAAAGGACAAGAGCAUUUCUUCCGAUGGCUCGGCGCUGUCAUCGGUCGAUCUCCAUUUAUCAUUCUUUUUCUCUCUUUUCUAGUCACGGGUCUUUUAUCUUCGGGUUUAUUUUAUUUUGAAGAAACGUCAAACGUUCGCGAGGCUUAUUCUCCACAAGAUUCUCCAUCAAGAAAAGAAUAUGAGGUGUCCAGAGAAUUCUUGAAUCAGAAUGGUACUCUUGAUCCAUCGUACAUCAUGAUUGAAGCUCGAGAUCACGAUAAUUUACUCAAGCCCGAAUACAGAGAAAGAUUACAAGAGUUGGUCAAAUUUCUCCAGAAUAAUGUCUCGAUUGAAUAUCAUGGAGCCGAAUGGUUUUAUCGAGAUCUUUGUGAGCCGUAUUGUGAGCUGAACACGGCAUUGUUGGCUUUUCUCAGGCUUUACGAUCCGUCGAAUCCAUCCACGUACACCUAUCCAAAUAUCGAGAUUUUCGGGAGUCAAGCGUUUAUUGGCAAUAAUGUCUACAAUUUGAAAUUGAGCGAUUCGGGCUUGAUCGAGUCAUUCUCAACAGCUAUUCUCCCAUUCUAUCUCGUUUCGCAUCAUGAGGAUGAAAAAGUCAUCUACAAUUGGCUCAUUGAGGCGAGGAAAGCCUUUGAACAGCCACAAUUCGCUAUUUUUGAGUGUGGAAUCACUGGAGAUUUACUAAUCUCGGCUGAGGUUCGACGAAUGGGGCUCGAAACAGCUCCACUCAUCGUCGGAUCGGUGGCAGCAAUGAUCGCCUUCGUUGUCGCAAGCAGUUUCAGAAGAGAUCCAUCUCGAUCGAAGCCAUGGGAAUCAUUGUGCGGCUGUUUGAUCCCGUUGCUCUCUCUACUCGCCGCCGCUGGAAUCAUGUGCUUCUUUGAGAUGAAAUUCCAAUCGAUCAUGGUCGCCUCUCUAUUUCUCGUACUCUCUGUUGGGGUUGAUGAUGUCUUCAUUAUAUUACGAGCCUGGGAUCGCACGUCAACAGAUGAUCCAAUUCCUGAUCGUAUGGCGAUCACCCUGGAAGAGGCUGGCGCGAGUAUUACGAUCAGUUCAAUAACGAAUGUGAUGGCGUUUGUGAUCGGUAUGACUUCAUCAACUCCGGCGGUUAAAGCUUUCUCUUUGUUCAGUGCUGUCUCGAUCACUGUUUGUUAUUUCUACAUUCUCAUCAUGUUCUCUGCAGUUUUGGCCUGGUCGGGAAGGCGGGAGAAAUCGGGAAAGCAGGCUGUUCUUUGUUGCUUGAAGGCAAAUCGACAGGCUCGUUCACAACUUGUUGAAGAAAUGGUCGCUAUACAAGUUCGAGUAAUUCGGUGGUGGGCAAAAACGUGUCUCACUUGGACCUGCAGAAUAGUACUGUUGAUUUUGAUGGCUUUGUACUACUAUCUCUCGGCGGUGGGAAUUCAACGAGUGGAAACGUUGAUCUCACUCGAAAAGAUGACUCUACCCGAUUCAUAUGUACAGAACUUUCAAAAGCACUUUGAAGACGCAAUGCGAAGCAUGCAACCGAUUUCAGUUUUCGUGAAAAAUCCCGGUGAUCUUCGAGAUCCGAAAAGAUUGGAAACUGUCAAGAAAAUUGUUGACGAAUUCGAGACUACAGUAAACUCGUAUGGGCCAAAUUCGACGUUCUUUUGGAUUCGACAAUAUGAGGAUUUUUUGGAGUACUACGUCGACAGCGAUGAUGAGGAGGGAAAUGUGAAACCGAAGUUCACCUACACCGAGAUCCCCACUUUCUUCCAGUCAGCCACCUAUUUCUAUUUGGAAACUUUUGUCAAAUUCAACUCCACCGCUUGUGAUGAUGAUUUACCCGAUUGCAUCUCCGAGUUCUUCUUUAUGACCAAUUUUGCCGGGGUGAUCAAAUAUCACGAGUUGAUUCCGGCAGUGAAAGCGUGGAGAGCGAUCGCCGAGAAAUAUCCCGACUUUGGGGUUUUUCCUUUCUCCGAUCAUUCGCCAUUUGUCGAUCAGACAAUGGUUAUCGACUCAACAGUUUGGUCCUCGGUGGGCGCUUCUCUUUUGUGUACGGCACUUGCUUGUGUUCUCUUCAUUCCCUCAUUGUUCUGCGUCAUUUGCGCCUGUUGUUCGGUCCUCUCAAUCACUGUUGGAAUCGUCGGAAUUUUAACGCUAUGGGGAAUUCAGCUGGAUCCUUUGUCGAUGGCCGCUCUUUUGAUGGCUAUCGGUUUCUCGGUUGAUUACACAGCCCAUAUGUGCUAUCACUAUUACAAAGCAAAACCACUAAAUGCUGUGGACAAAGUCGAGGAAGCGCUAACAACAAUUGGAUGGCCACUAAUGCAGGUCGGAUUCUCGACUUUGGUUGCGCUGGCUCCACUUGUUUUCAAGCAAUCCUAUUUGGCGAUUGUUUUCCUGAAAACUAUCACCGUUGUCGUGGUUCUCGGAAUGUGGCAUGGAUUGGUUGUCUUACCCGUUAUCCUUGCAGCCCUGACCAAGAAAAAUGAUGCUCCAACCCCUUCAAGUAGUGAUUCGAGUGAACGCUCCUCCCAACGAUCUCAUGAACGAAAGGAGAGUAUCUAUAGAACCCAGGCCCUAAUAAAUCGAUUGCACAAAGAAUUCGGCAAAGGAGCAAAAGUUGGGGCGAUCAAUGAACCACCAGCGCUUUCACCGGAAAAAGCCUGUGAAAAACCAGCUUUUACUCAUAGGAUAGCUUUAGGAAGAACCAAAUCAUCGGAGAUCAUUGAUCAAGCAGUCGCUCAACAACCACUUCCAACCAUCAGCCGAAAUUUC
Molecule: messenger RNA, 2796 nt
Organism: Mesorhabditis belari
Lineage: Eukaryota; Metazoa; Nematoda; Chromadorea; Rhabditida; Rhabditidae
Source: the annotation of a GenBank genome assembly